AUGCAAUAUCCUUGUCAGCCAAAAGAUUCAAUUACUUAUGAUUUAAAUGGAUUUGACCUUGAUAUUAAAGAACAUUAGGUUUUUGAUUCCUAUUCAAAUAGAAGUAAAUAAUAAAAUUCAUAGUAGAUGAUUAUUUUGGCAGAAAGGAGCAGAAUUACUUCUCCAUCAGUGAAAAAAAGGAAGCAAAAGUUAAGAAUGGCUUAAAUUAUAUAAAAAUUUGUAGAGAAAAUUAAAAUUAGUAAUAAUUUAUUCACAAAAUAACUUUAUGUCAAUACACUGUUAUAAACCUAUUCAAAUCCAAUUCACAAAGAAAAUACUAACAGCAAAGACUUUUUCCAAAGGUUAAAAUACUAUAUUGCAGUGCCUAUUUCUAGUCAGUGUAAAUUUAGACAACUUUGGAAACUGUUGAUGCAAAUCACUUAUCUAACAACUAUUAUAUUUUCACCACUUAUUCUAAUUUAUCCCAGCAAUAUUGAAAUUUAAACUUUACUAAUAAUCCUGUUUUCGCUAACUGUUUUAAAUUCAGUUUUAAAUUUGAAUACUUGUUAUUACAAAAACGGAGUAGAAGUAACUCAUUUAAGAAAAAUACAAUAGAACUAUAUUAGAAGAUAUGGACUACAAGAUUUAUUAUAAUAUUUAUCGUUUAUCUUUAUUUUAUAAUUUUGUGAAUCGAAUUUUACAAUUUCUGUAUUGGCUUUGAUUACAUUGAAUCUGUUAAUAGUAAGAUUAAUUAAAUUAAAUACUUUGAUCUCGUAACAGCUUUGUGUUAGGUUGGGAUUGCAAUUUAUUAAAGGAGUGUCUUACUGUCAUGUAUUUUCUUUAAUUUCGAUUUCCAAUAAAUAUCAAAUUUAGUUUGAUCCCUUAGGCUUGCAAAUUAAUUCCUACUUGAACUACUUGAAUUCAUACAUAAGCCAAUAUUUUUCAUUUUCUAGUAAUUUAGAAUAUGAAACAAACUUUGAAUUGUUAUUGGCAUUAUUGGUCUAGUUGAUUUUUACAAUAAAUAGAAUAAGUUUAAUUUUAGACAUAUUGUUCUUUUUUAAUUAGAAUGUCCAUUAAUAUCUAUUGUAAAAAAACUACUUUGAUUUUAAAGCAUACCUGCUAAAUCAUUAAGUAGACUAAAAUCUAAUGAAAAAAGCUCUAAGUAAUUACAAAUUUGAGAUGAAAAAGGAUUUUUAGUAAUAGAACUUCAUGAUUGAUUCCAAGUCAAUAAAGUACAUUGAUUAAGAAAUUUAGAAAGCUCUUUGGAAUACUGUUAACGUUAAAUAUUUUAAGAAAAUAUUAGUCUUGACCUAAUUUUCAUAAAAUAUCUAGGAAAAAUUAGUAGAAAAUAUGUAAUUACAGUAUUUUCAACCCAAUGAAAUUAUCUUGAGGCAAAAUUGUAAUGAUGAUGAUUCCAUGUAUCUGAUUAAAAGAGGGUAGGUAAAGGUGUGUUAUUAGAGUAACAAUACAAAGUAGGUUGGGAUUAAAACAUUAGGAGAAAUGUAAACAUUCGGGGAAGUAUCAUUUUUCACUGGACUCCCUAGAACAAGUACAAUUGUUAGUCUAGGUCCUGUUGAAACAUAUAAAAUACGUAGGAGUGAUUUCUUAGAAGCUAUUUAAAGUAGUCGUUAAGAUUUAGAACUAGCAUCGUAUAUGAAGGACUAAAUCCUACACAAUAAUUAAUAUGGCUUGAUUGGACUGUAAUGUUUUUGCUGUAAUUCAAAUGAACAUUUGAUAUUUUAAUGCGAUGCCCUUCAUUAUAAGCCUGAUAAAGAGAAGAUUAUUAGUAAAUAUUAGUUUGACCAUCAUCAAUUAAGAACUAGAUAUAAAAGAAAUAAGAAGAGAACUAACAAUACUAGAUAAUAUCUAUUCCAAAUAGGAAUGGUUGGUGAAGAGUUUUAGGAAAAUAACUUUUUAGGAGAUCAAUCAGAAAUAUUAAAAGAGUUAACUCAAAAUUAUAAUCAAUAGUCCUCUACCUAUAUUUAACAAAAUUAAUCUUAAGCAUUCUUUCCUAGCAGGGAGAUAAUAAAGUCAUCUGAUAAAAAUAGCAUCUUACUAAUAAGUGAAUUGGAUGAUAUAAAGGAGCAAUUUUAAGAUUUGGAUUCCAUGAUUCACAGGAAGGACAAAUCUCUCUUUCCUUAAAAUAACACCUUUCAAAUCAAAAAUUAAGUUAUCUAAGAACUUGAUGGGGAAGAUUAAAGUUCACAUUCUGAAGAUAACAUACCUAAUGAAAUUUGUUUUGUUUAGCUUAAAUCCAGUUCAGAAAAUAAAAAGUAAAAUAAUAUCAUGUUAAACAUUCCUGAUACGGAUAAAGUUCAAGAUACAAUUAAAGUUAAUUCUUGUAAUUUACUUCAAUAGCAGAAUAAUAGUUGUAUGAUUCCAAAUACACAGGAAAAUAAGAAUUAUAGACAAGGCAGAAAAUCCUUAAGUUCAACAUAGCUUCAUAGUCAAUAGAUUGAUAUUAGCAAGAAAAAUGAGAAUUUAAGAUUGCCUAGUAUUUAAAAAAAUGGAGACGAUUUCGAUUUGAAUCCUUCAGAUAGAUCUUCUCCACCAAUAAACAAGAAAAAUAAAAGUCCAUAAUAAAAUAAGAUAAGGGUUGAAGAAAACCCAGCAAACUUCAUAGACUUAAAUAAUUCCAGCCAUUUUUUCUGUUUGGAUGAUAAAGAUGAAUUAGACAAAGCCUAAAAUUAUUUAUUUUAUUACCCAUACUAAAAUCCUGAAUUUAUCAUCAGCUUGUAAGAACUUUAAAACUAAAUUAGAUACAACAAUGUUAAGGUACAUCGGAUCUAAAAAUUUAAUAAGAAGAGUCCCUAUACCAUAAGCUUUGUCAUUAGUGAGAAAAUAAAGUAAAAAGCCAUUAUGCACUGA
This is a messenger RNA of Paramecium tetraurelia, 2847 nucleotides long. RefSeq lists its product as uncharacterized. NCBI's taxonomy places the organism in Eukaryota, Ciliophora, Oligohymenophorea, Peniculida, Parameciidae. The record is from RefSeq and is a predicted model, not a curated record. The transcript is spliced from 5 exons.